AUGGGACUGUUUAGUAAAGAACCCAAGAUAGAAAAUAACCGUGCCAACAGGAAGAAAUGCUGGGAGAGCCGAGACAAGUUCUUCAGUUGUCUCGAUAAGAACGAUAUAUUAAAACCCAGCGACGGUGUGUCUAAAUGCAAAGCUGAGAACCAGCAAUACGAGACUGAUUGUGUGUCUUCAUGGGUUAAAUAUUUCAACGAGAAGAGGAUAGUGGAUUUCAAAAGAGAACAGAUGUUAAAGCAAGUAGAAGAACAGAACGCAAAACUCUCAAAAUGA
This is a messenger RNA of Nakaseomyces glabratus, 276 nucleotides long. It is a transcript of the gene COA6, whose product is annotated as Coa6p. The record is from RefSeq and is a predicted model, not a curated record. Gene Ontology annotation, biological process: mitochondrial respiratory chain complex IV assembly. Lineage: Eukaryota; Fungi; Ascomycota; Saccharomycetes; Saccharomycetales; Saccharomycetaceae. Gene Ontology annotation, cellular component: mitochondrion; respiratory chain complex IV; mitochondrial intermembrane space.